Peronospora farinosa is the source of this 1197-nucleotide messenger RNA. The record is from the annotation of a GenBank genome assembly. Lineage: Eukaryota; Oomycota; Peronosporomycetes; Peronosporales; Peronosporaceae.
AUGACCACGUUUGGCCUGGAUCGCUGUCCGCAGAUUAAACUCACGCCCGGGGAUCGCGCGCUGUACGAUUGUGCCACAAAGAAGUUUUUGCAGGGCACGGUGGCCGAGCGAGCCAAGUUCAAUCCAAAGAACAUAGACUCACAGCAGUGGGCGUUCGUCAAGCGCCAAAAAGAGGUUAGCGUCUUCAACAACAUAUCUGGAUCAACAAACCAGUCGAUAGUCGUUAUGGUCGGCACAGGUCUGAUUGACGGUCGCCUGGAAGACGUCAUGGGUGGACUUUACUGUGACACGACGAAUGAUUUCCGCACCACCACCGUGCUUUUAGGCUAUGACCUCAAAGACGGAUCGGUACUCAACGCGCACGAGCGACGCUCAUCGGAUGACCCGUUCCGCUUUGCCGGUAUCAAGUGGUUCGCCACGAGGUGUGUAUGGGGAUUACUACGAGACCGAGACGUACUGACCUACGAACGGAUGGGCACUACAACUGAUGCCCAUGGCCACGAACUCACCUACCAUACACUUCAGUCGAUUGAAAGACCCGAGUGGCCAGCUACUCCUGGAAUGCUACGUCAGAAUACAGCAUCGUGCUACUUGUACCGUCGUCACAAACGUACCAACAAGACGGAGAUAUUUCUCUGGGGAUCGAUAUCCAACUUUGGUUCCGAUCCAGCAAAAGCCAUCCAUUUCACAACUGCCAAUACCUGGCUCCAUGUUGUUCUCAGUCCCCGAGGUGGCCAUGCAAAGAAAUUCAGUGCGCUCAUGGACAAAGCCGACUGCCACCAGUGGUUGCCCUCAAGCAUGGUCUGUCACGUCUGCGCGCGAAAGCCAAAGCUGGGCUCCUAUCCUCUUUGUUUAGGCUGUCACCAGACUGUCUGUAAAGAGUGCUCUGAGAAGCACCAAAUUUUCAGACUAAACAAGUCCGGUCGAGCCCAGAAGCGACUAUUCUGCGCAGUGUGCAUCAAGAACGUCACGGGCAAAACGCACCUUGGACCCAGAACUAGUCCCAUCGAAUCGUGUUACGACACGAGCGAGUGCUCGGCGAUCGGUACACACAGCAUGAGGAGCAGCAGUAGACAAAGCAUUUGCAGCCGUUUUUUCAGCCGUACAGUCAACUUCAAGCAUCCACCCGAUGUAUUUCGCCCGUGUCUAUUGCCUUUAGACGACGAAGCACCCAUAGAAUUGAGUCUGGACUGGUAA